GUUACAAGCCCUUUUCUUUAACCACUGGACCACACAGCCUCCGCCGGUACAGUUAUGGGCCAUUGCUGGUCCUAUGUGGGCUUGCUUGCUGGGCUAUAGCUACGACUAACACACUCCACUCUGUCUGAGUUCUUAAAUUAAACAGAAAAGUUUGUUUCAGAACUUCAUGAAGGCAAUAGAACAAAAGCACACACAUUACUAGAAAGCAUUUUAACCCAAACUAAAUAGUUUAAACAACAUGUGAUAAAAUGCUGUGAAAAUCACCAGUGACCCUUGCAAUCUCUCCACCCUCCGCGUCAACAAAGCAAACUUUUCUGGUUCCUGUAAUGAGAUAAAAGCGUCACUUGCAGUGUGCUGCAGAAUCACUCUAAACCUACGGUGGCCCAAAAGUGCAAGUCGACACUGAACCCAGCUUGCGAGACUGGCUGGCUGGCUUCCUUGUCGAAGCAAGGGCGUGGUUGAGAUGAGAAGAGGAGGAGAGUAUGAAACUGGACACCGGGGUUCGCCAUGUUGGCUCCGAUGCGUUUUACUGCGCUAGCUUACACUGUGGUGGAUCCGAAAUGGCGCCGGUGUUCUCUGUUUCUGCUCAUUAAUACGCGCUCUCUCUUGGUUUUGUUAUUUCACAGGCUGCUGCUACGCGUGUGUGCGUCAUUGUAUUUAAACGAGACUGUAUCAUUAUUUAGUUUUGUUUUUUUAACAGGUAGGGCUGUUUAUUUGUUGUUAACGGAUUAAAGAGGUUUAUCUAUGAAACACAUGACUGAAGGACAGAAACAGCAACGCACAACGACUGCAGUGAGAGGUAAACACAACUUAGUUCACUUUGAUUUUACAGUACAGUGCAAAACAGAAACUGAACAGCACAACAAAGUAAGUUUUAUUUUUAAUGACAUUAAUAUCCACAGGACAGCACUAACUGGUCUAGGUGUGCAGUGUAGUUAUGAGACCGCGUGGUAAUUAGAACCUAGCAAUCGGUCAUUUUAAAUCGAUUUAAAAAAAAAUGCAAUAGAUUUUCAUUAACGGAGAAUGAUGGUUUAACUGUAUUUGUCUGGAUUGUAAAUCUACAUUAUAUAAAUUAACAGUAUUUAUUUUCAAAUGCGAUUUCUUUCUUCCCCCAUUGGAGAGAUGAGCUGCCUGCAGAGUGAGUUCAGCUGUACCGGCGUAAUGAAAUAGCAGCGCAUUUCAAACUGUUAAAACGCAACCCAAACGUCUCUACCUAGCUUUACGCCAAAAUACUUUUUUUAUACCUCUAAAAAAAUAGAAUUGAUAAGUAGUUUUCUGAUUUAGGAUUAGGAAACUGCAUUUUUAGGUUAAAAAUACAUUUUUUCACACUCGGGUGUUUCCGUGACCAAUCGGCUUGUUGACGUCACAGAGUGAACUGAUUUUCGUCCGUCCGACUGUUCCCAUCGGGUUUUUUUGCGGUGUAGAGCGUGUGAGAGACAGCCGAUUAAAAUUAUGCCUCGUCGAUGUGUCGCAGGGGGUUGUAGCAACACAAACGAAGGCAGGUUUAAACUUCACAAGUGGCCGAAGCGACCAGAGGUCGCCAGGGUUUGGACGGCGUUUGUCCGGAAAACGAGCGCCUCCUGGAGGAAGCCGACAAAAUGGUCGCACUUGUGCUCUGCCCAUUUCGAGGAGCGGUGCUACGAGACGACAGCGAUUGCCAGGUCCUGUGGUAUCCAGCCUCGACUGAGAGCCGAUGCGUCCCCCACAGUUAAACCAAAGAAGGCAACAGUUGUAGCGAAAACAAGACCUUUUAAGUCUCCUCAUAAACGUGUGAGACUCCAGACAAAACACGACGAGCUGAGCGGGUCUGCGGGUGUGCUUGUUUUCGUGUCACCGUUAGACUUACUGGCGUCAGCUGACGUUUCCUUGACCCAGCAAGAGGAAAACAGUAAGAAACUGGACCCCAGUUUUUCCACAGUAUUCACUUCGACCCCCCAAAUUAAAGAAAAGUUUACCAGGUGGAAGAUCAGCAUUUCGAAAGAGAGAGAAUACAGGGUGAGAACGGAUCAGCCUCACUCAAAGGAAGUUUCUGAGAUGGAAGCAGCUCACAUCAGCCCAGAGCUUCCUAUUCGAUGGGUUGUUUCUGCAGACAGGACUGUUGAGAUCAAGGAGGAAGUGACUGAGCUGGGGUGUGACCAGGCCAAUGAGCGGAUCCUGCAGGAGGAAACCCCACCUUCUAGCAUCACUGAGAGAGGUAUUGGUAUGAAAUUGGUACGUCUUGGUAGAAGAGAAGAAUCAGAAAUGGCAUCUUCUCGCAUUACAGUGGAGGCCCCUGAACUGAAACCUGCCCUCAUUAAAGAGGAGAGUCCUGUGCUAGAAUCAGUCCACAUUAAACAGGAGAGCCCUGAACUAGAAUCAGUCCAUAUUAAAAGGGUUGUUCUCAAUUCUAAACCCUUAAGCAGCUUGCAGGGCUCUCUUCCCUGUCCUGGAUGUGGGGAGAGUUUUAAUCCUGAAGGAAACCUUGAAACAUCUUCUGGAAAGACUCUGCAUCGCUGUGCUGGAUGUGUGAAGACUUUCAGGGAGUCAGGAAUCCUGAACGGACAGCAGCAAACAGGCACUGGAAAGACUCCAUAUAACUGUCAUGAAUGCGGGGCAGAUUUCAGACACCACAGCACCGUGAAACACCACCUGCGAGUUCUGAAGGUACAGCUGGGUUAUCCUUGUGAAAGGCAGGAUUCAGAGAUGGAGCCUGUCCACAUUAAAGAGGAGCUUCCUGAACUAGACCCUGUCCAUGUGAAAGAGGAGCUUCCUGAGCUGGAACCUGUCCACAUUACAGAGGAGACCCCGGCACUUGAACCUGUCCAGAUUAACGAGGAAAGUCCCGAGGUAGAAUCAGCAGAACGUCAACACCUUUCAGUAGAAGAAAGAGAACACGACUCCACUCCAUUACUGCAGUGCAAAAACUCUCCCAGUGACAAACCUCAGUGCAAGAAGCACAGAGAGACGACGCCCCAAGAAGAAAAACAAUUAAUUGUUAAAAUCCCUUCUGUACAAGUGCUGUUUUUUCUGGAGAGUGCAGAGACUGCACGUUCUGUGUGUGUGACCGAUUCUGAAACCCAGGGCAACUUGAAGACCUUGCCUUGUUCUACUGAAGAUGGGAAGAGUUCCUGUCAGUUAGACUCUCCUGAAACUCACAAGGGAAAUCACACAGGAGGGACUGCAUUUCCCUGUGCUGAUUGUGGGAAGAGAUUCAGUAAUUUAGCACACCUUAAAAGACACCAGCGUGUUCACUCAGGAGAGAAGCCACACCACUGUAAUGAUUGUGGGAGAAGUUUCACUCAAUUAGGAAGUUUUAAAACACACCAAUUAAUCCACACAGGACAGAAAACACACCACUGUAAUUCAUGUGACAAGAGGUUCUCUCGAUCAGAAUAUCUUAAAGCACACCAGCGCAUUCACACUGGAGAGAAACCACACCACUGUAAUGAUUGUGGGAAGCGCUUCACUCAAUUAGGAAAUCUUAAAAAACACCAACUAAUUCACACAGACGAGAAACCACACCACUGUAAUACAUGUGAGAAGAGGUUCUCUCGAUCAGAAUAUCUUAAACAUCACCAGCGAAUUCACACAGGAGAGAAGCCACACCACUGUAAUUAUUGUGGGAGAAGUUUCACUCAAUUUGGAAGUCUUAAAACACACCAAUUAAUCCACACUGGAGAGAAACCACACCAUUGUAAUGAUUGUGGGAAGUGCUUCACUCAAUUAGGAAAUCUUAAAAUACACCAACGGAUACACACAGGAGAGAAACCACACCACUGUAAUGAAUGUGGAAGAAGUUUCACUCGAAUAGACAACCUUAAAAUGCACCAACGAAUUCACACAGGAGAGAAACCACACCACUGCAAUGACUGUGGGAAGAGCUUCACUGAAUUAGGACAUCUUAAAAGACACCAAUUAAUUCACGCAGCAGCGAAACCCUGAAUGUUGGGAAUGAUUUCAUCUGGUGGGACACAUAAGAACAUAAGAAAGUUUCCAAACGAGAGGAGGCCAUUCAGCCCAUCUUGCUCGUUUGGUUGUUAGUAGCUUAUUGAUCCCAGAAUCUCAUCAAGCAGCUUCUUGAAGGAUCCCAGGGUGUCGGCUUCAACAACAUUCCGAAACCAGGAAAUUCUCACAAGACAAAAACCCUGUCACUCGAGAGAUUAAUGUCAUUAAUAAAAACUAAUCAGAGUUAAAAAUAAUUUCUUAACAAGAAAUUCCUUUACAAAGACUCCUCAGAAGUGUUUACUGCACAGGCUGCGUUUACACUUUGAAACAGACAAAAGGACACCAUUCCGGUCAUGAGACAUCAGAGCUUCAAACGAAACAGACACUUUGAACACAUUCCAAAGAGGGAGACACUAUUUCACCCCCUCGCUGGUAAGAGAGAGACGUGCCCGGAUGUUUAUCUCGUGGAAGAUGUUGCUUUCCGAUAUCCCACUGACUGAGACUGCAAACAUGAAUUAAGCAAUCUAUUGAUGGGGACACGUGGAUCCUUGAAGGACUUAAUUGCCUUUGUGUCAAUCUAGGGGCAGGUCACAGAACUAAAAAAACAAGCCCUCUAUUUCUUAAAAAAAUAAUAUAAUGUUUAUAUCUGUUGGUAAUGAAAGCUGUGCAUCUUCCACAGAGGUGGGUGAAUCUUGAAGUUUCAUACAGGUCUCUGAAAAAUCACCUUUCCCUGCUUGCAAUACCACAAUAACUAAUGCCUUUACUUGGAAACUCUGCUUUUGAUUAAAACCAGAAGGGAAAGACUGUUGCAGCGUUACAAAGGCAGGACUGCGACUUGGCUUCUUCACGUCUAAACCCCUGGAGCAAGGUGUAAACGCUGGGCUUCUCUUUGCAUCCCUCCAGGCUGGACCGCGGAGUAACAACCAUCGCAGGAUCGGUAUUCUUCUUUCUUAUUCAUAGGGCUGCGUUGUUUAGUCCCUUUCCAAUUAAACAUUGAAAUUAUAGAGCCAGAUGUGAGCCUCCAAACCCAUGAAACACCAUGGACAGCAAUUCAAAACUCUGUUCAUAUUUUAAAUGACUCUCUUUAUAUGGAAGCAAAUAUUCUGAAACUGUCAAAUUACAUGUAAGUAAAUAUAUAUGUAUAUUAAACUGGCAUUAUGAAACAUUUGCAAUAAAUGUUAUGGAGGCUGUGUGGUCCAGUGGUUAAAGAAAAGGGCUUGUAACCAGGAGGUCCCCGGUUCAAAUCCCACCUCAGCCACUGACUCACUGUGUGACCCUGAGCAAGUCACUUCACCUCCUUGUGCUCCGUCUUUCGGGUGAGACGUAGUUGUAAGUGACUCUGCAGCUGAUGCAUAGUUCACACACCCUAGUCUCUGUAAGUCGCCUUGGAUAAAGGCGUCUGCUAAAUAAACAAAUAAUAAUAAAUAGCUUUAUGUUAAUAGUUUGUAUUACUUGGGAUUGUCUUUCAAUACAAAGACAGCAAAGCAAACGUGUGAUCAGUCCAUCAUAAAGUGGAUUGUUAAUUGAUCAAUGGAAAAAUGUCAAGAUUAAAAACCCUAUUCUGAAGUAUUGCUUGUAUUUUUUUUUUCAGAG
This is a messenger RNA of Acipenser ruthenus (sterlet), 5517 nucleotides long. RefSeq names its product zinc finger protein 184-like. Gene Ontology annotation, molecular function: DNA-binding transcription activator activity, RNA polymerase II-specific; RNA polymerase II cis-regulatory region sequence-specific DNA binding. The record is from RefSeq and is a predicted model, not a curated record. The transcript is spliced from 4 exons. Gene Ontology annotation, biological process: regulation of transcription by RNA polymerase II. Bases 1453 to 3921 code for a protein of 822 amino acids. Gene Ontology annotation, cellular component: nucleus. Lineage: Eukaryota; Metazoa; Chordata; Actinopteri; Acipenseriformes; Acipenseridae.